This is a messenger RNA of Oncorhynchus mykiss (rainbow trout), 1908 nucleotides long. Its product is annotated as SRSF protein kinase 3-like. Gene Ontology annotation, cellular component: nucleus; cytoplasm. The record is from RefSeq and is a predicted model, not a curated record. Gene Ontology annotation, biological process: regulation of mRNA processing; peptidyl-serine phosphorylation; spliceosomal complex assembly. NCBI's taxonomy places the organism in Eukaryota, Metazoa, Chordata, Actinopteri, Salmoniformes, Salmonidae. Gene Ontology annotation, molecular function: ATP binding; protein serine/threonine kinase activity.
CCUAAACACAGCUAACUGGUCACAGUCAAUCAGAGUUCUACUGUCCUAUUCAGUCAUGUGUUCAGAUCGGACUUCUGUACAGGCGGCCCAGAAACCCAGUACACCUGGGACAUCGAAUGGACUUGAUAAGCUGAGUCGUUUGGAACAGAUGGAGCAAGCGGAGUCACUGGACAGAGAGGACCCCAGAGAAUACUGCCAUGGGGGGUACCACCCUGUUCACAUUGGAGACACCUUCAACAGGAGAUACCAGGUUGUGUCUAAGUUGGGCUGGGGUUACUUCGCCACUGUUUGGCUCUGCUUGGAUCUCAGGUUGGGCAGGCGAGUGGCCGUGAAGGUUUUGAAGAGUGGAGAAGGAUUCACACAGGCUGGGCAAGAUGAACUGACUCUGCUACGUUGUGCCAGUGGUCCCACGGCUCGUCACCCAUACAGCCGGAGAAUAGUCCAACUGCUGGAUGAGUUUAAGAUAGCUGGGGUCAACGGAGUCCAUGUAUGCUUGGUGCUGGAGCUGUUAGGACCAGACCUCUGCUGUUGGCAGGUCUGUUUUGGGAACCCAGGACUAUCGCUUUCUUGGGUCAAACAGGUCAUUGCUCAGGUUCUUCAGGCAUUUGACUACCUGCACACUCAAUGUAAAAUCAUCCACACAGACAUCAAGCCUGAAAAUAUACUGCUUUGUUUGGAGGAGCAGAACCCAAAACAGACUGCAGGGGGCAGUGCAUGUCCUCCAUUCCCUGGGAAGUCGAUGAGUAGAGCAGAGAAGGACCUGGUGACUCCCAUCAGUCUGGAGGACGUCACAGUAAAGAUUGCUGACCUGGGAAGCUCCUGUUGGGUGUACAAGCAUUUCUGUGAGGAGAUCCAGACCUGUCAGUACCGCUCACUAGAGGUUCUACUGGGCUCUGACUACGGCCCACCAGCAGACAUCUGGAGUGUAGCCUGCUUGGCGUUUGAGUUGGUCACUGGAGAUUCAUUGUUUGAGCCCAAAGCUGGGAAGACCUUUUCCUUAGAGGAAGACCACAUCGCUCAUAUAAUUGAACUCCUUGGCAAAAUCCCAGCAGCAGUAGCCUUGUCUGGGAAAUAUUCAGUGGAGUACUUCAAUCGCAGAGGUGAAAUGAAUCGUAUCGAGGUGCUGCGGUCCUGGUGUUUGUAUGAGGUGCUAGUGGAGAAAUACAACUUCCUGCUGAAGGAGGCCUCUCUGUUCUCUGACUUCCUGUUGUGCAUGUUGGACUUCCAGCCCAAGAGGAGGGCCAAUGCUGCCCAGUGUCUCCUGCACCCAUGGCUUAGCUCCUGAGCCCUGGCCUUGGAGACCUGAUAGCCCCUCCUGUGAGCCCCCCCCUAACCCUAACCCUAACCCUAACCCUAACCCUAACCCUAACAUCUGCUAACCAUGUGUAUGCGGCAAAUAAAAUUUGAUUUGAUUCGUUAGUGUACCUGCAGAAACAAACUGAAUGGAGCUCAGUCGAUAAGACUAGGAGAGGAUAUACGUAAUCGUAGUAGGAAUGGUUGUUGCAAAUACAUAGAGAACAUAAAGGGAAUUUAAAUAUUUCAUACAUAUAUAUGCUUGUAAAUUCAAAGUUAUUAUUAUUUUUCCAUUAAAAGUUCCCUCUGACAUGGCCCCGAGGUUCAUCUUCCAUACCUACUACUGUCUUCUAACAUAACAUCUAGCUCAGGGGUGGGCAAACGUUAUGGCUCGAGGGCCACAUGGGCCACAUGGGGAUUUUGAAAUUCAACAGAGGGACGCAUUUUUUGGGGGACCAAUUGUUUGUUAAAAUCAAUUUGUGGGGGCAUCCUGAGUGGUGCAGCGGUCUAAGGCACUGCAUUGCAUUGCUUGAGGCGUCACUACAGACCCAGGUUCGAUCCCAGGCUGUGUCACAGCUGGCCGUGACUGGGAGACCCUUGAGGUGGCGCACAAUU